CUGCUGAAACUCGACUUUUGUCGAGAGGUUGCUGAGCCCGAGCACCGAAGCCGCGAAUCCAGUUUCUUCUUCACUCGCACGGCGUCAGAGGCAGACGGGCAACCCGGGAGCGAGCGCCAAUAAUAUUAUUCGCAAAAUUUGCAGCGCAAAAAAACAGAAAGUUGGAAAUUGUUUCUGCUCUCAGCCUUUGUUGACGCUGAUCCUCUGCGGGCCAUGGAGCUGGCUUUGAGUAAGUCUACGUGCUCCGCUGGAGCACCACCCGCUGCGUCCUGCAUGGAAUGCUGCUCUGAAUGCCCCCUCUCUUGCUGCAGUGCGUCGUCGUGUUACGAUGCCAGCUGCGAGAUGCUGCCACAGGAUGCCAUUCGAUACGAGUACCACGAGCCGGAGGAGAACUUUGUAUCUAUCGAUGAUGUGAAGAUCAAGGCGCUGCUUUUGAGAAUCGGCCAGCAGCAGCAGCAACAGCAGCAGGAGGAGCUGGAAAGGCAGCGUCGUCUGGAAAGAGAGAAGGAUUGCCUGGAAAUCAUUGUGCUCGAUGAAGAGGGAGUAAAGCAGAAGGAACAGCCACCGUCCGGUUUGAUCAUCAGUGCAGCCAGAAGCUUGGCAGGAAUUUGGCCACAGCAACGUACAUCACCCGACAUCCAAUUGAUACCCAGAGUAGAGCAGCGCAUUGUGGCGGAGAUCGAGCUAAGCGACAGCGAUGAGGAGCAAGAAGAGGAUCCAGAAGAGCCCAGCGAUGAGGAUACUCUGCCACUGGCUGCCGUCAGCUGUGAACUGAAAGAAGAGGAGCUGGCACAAGUGAUUGUUCUGCAAUCAGAGGAUGAAGAAGAGAAGGAACAGCGGCCAACCAAGCAGAAGAAGCAUGGUCCCCGCAGACCAAACAAACGACGCCCUUAUGUUAACCGCCGGGGACGGCAUCUCUUCGAGUGCGCCGCCUGCGGGAAGAAGGUGCAGUCCAACUAUAAUCUGCGGCGCCACAUGAUGAUACACACAGGCGAACGUCCCUUUCCCUGUGAUCUGUGCGAGCGUCGCUUCCGAGAGUUUAGCGAUCUGAAGAAGCAUCGCCGGAGGCACUCUCAUGAUCCGCUGUUCAUCUGCAUGAUCUGCCAUCUGGGACCGCCCAUAGAGCAGGACUCGACGCGCUGUGCGGACUGCGAGAGCAAGAAUCUCAUGGUGAAGCCGGAUACGGAAGAAGCAGACCAAGCAGAGGAUGAUCCUGUGGAAGAGAUGGAAGAAGAUGAUGAGGAGGAGCAGGACGACGGAGAGGAGGAUCAAAAGGAUGCCACACCACCACCGGCAGCGCCCUCGCUACCACCCACCUUGACCGUGACCCUAGUACCAAUAAUACCACAGCACACCCCACCCGCCCCAGAGGUAGUUGUGCCACCGCCACCACCAGUACAGCCACCUGCAACUGCUCGCCCGCCCCUGCCACGCAGCUGCAGCAGCGCCAACUCAUCCUCGUCCCUCAGCAAUGACGCCACAGUCACAGCUUCCCCGAUGAGGCCCUCUAGAAGUCGCCGCUCCUAUCCCUGCCCGCUGUGCCACCGUCCCUUUGGAACGCGCCACAACCUCAAGCGCCACUAUAUGAUCCACACCGGCGAGAAGCCUUUCAGCUGCACCAAGUGCCGCAAGCCAUUCCGCGAGUGCUCGACCCUCAAGAAGCACAUGGUCACCCAUGUCCGGGAUCGCUGGUACAAGUGCCUGCGCUGCCCAUUGAGGUUCCAGGACUAUCUGGACUACACUUCCCACAAAGCCUCGCAUCAGGAGGAGAAGUCAGCCUAUGAGAGCGAUGACGGCGACAGUUCGGUGGAGGAUUGGCUGGAGUGCUGCGAGUGCCAGCAGAGAUUCACCGAACUGGAUGCGUACACGGCACAUCUCAAGCAGCACGACAUGGAGCUGUACGGCAUGAGUGUGGAUGAUGUGGACGUCGAGGAACAGGGGACCUAACUGGAGACCUAACUGUGAUGCCACCAAACGGAUCGAAAGAACGAAUUUUCUAUACGAUGAUUGAAUCAUUUAUUUAUUUUAGUUAUUUUAUUAACUUCCACUGUGAGUGAGGAGAGGUGUGGUUUCUCUCAAACAGGAUUACAAAUCCUGCUUAAAAUCAAGACAUUCCUAUCCUGUAAGGCAGUAUUUCCUAUAUGUAUAAUCCACUACAACGAAUGAAACAUUCAUAUUUUAUUUUAAGUUCUAUUCACCUACCUUUUUCCAGCUAUACAUAAAGUCCAUCUAACCCAGUGAAAGAAUCGCAAUCGCAGUGGACUUCCAGUAAUAAUUACCGAUAGAAUGAAGCACGGAGUAAAUUCUUUUAUAUAUCACUACUGCUUGGUUAAUCCAUAUGAUAAGAAAUACAUACAUAUCUAUGAACUAAACAAAAUGCCCUAAAAAUAGGGGCUUAUCUUUUAAUUUAAUUAUUUAUAUUUAUUAUGAUAUUAAAAAGUAAACGUAUUAAGCGCACAAGAGUUGGUGAACUGUACAAGAGAUAUAAUCAUCAUCGUCAAAGAACCCCCAAGGAUAGGGAUAAAGCUAAACUCGAUUUCAGUAGAGAAUAA
Messenger RNA from Drosophila miranda, 2552 nucleotides. Its product is annotated as zinc finger protein 771. Bases 214 to 1947 code for a protein of 577 amino acids. The record is from RefSeq and is a predicted model, not a curated record. The transcript is spliced from 3 exons. Gene Ontology annotation, cellular component: nucleus. Lineage: Eukaryota; Metazoa; Arthropoda; Insecta; Diptera; Drosophilidae.